UUUCAUCCCGUUUAACAGGCGAAUGUCACCAAUUUCAAGCUGAUUUUAUUCGCGAAGAAGAAGAAAGUUUCACGAGGCGACCUUAAACCAUUGCAAACGCGAACAUAUUGAUCUCGCUAUCAAUAAGUGAAAUUUAAUAAUGAAAUAUUAAGAGAGAGCAGUGGUUCAUUUUGCACACUGAUAAAGAACAUAAUGCCUGAUAGCGUUUAUCAGGACUGAGCCUUUUAUCAUCAUUGCCAGGGAACAAUUGAUUUAUACCGUCAAAGUGGUUUUAGAUGUUGUCAUAGUCGAAAGGUAAUAUGCCAGUAGGUGCAGUGUAGUUUUUCUGUUUUGGUAGAAUUUCAAUAACAUCGACACAAUGAAAAUAAACAGGCAUCUAUUGCCGAUCAAGGCUCAUUACUUCUUUUUUAUGUCAGCUAUGGGUCCAAUUCUACCCCAGUUAUCCGUCUACGGGAAAGAAAUGGGCAUAUCCACAGUUGUCAUGGGCACAGUUACCGGAAUUUUGCCCUUCGCAUUUUUAAUUGCCAAACCACUUUUCGGUAUACUGGUGGACGUGUAUAGGACGUACAGGAAAGCAAUAUUUAUGACUAUGAUUAUAAUUAUGACGCUAUCAUACAGCAUGAUAGCUUUUAUACCUGUGCCAAAAUCGUUCAGUAAGACUGUGAUAGAAGGAAAACUUCAGGAUUAUUAUUUGGAUACAUGUAAUUUUAUAGAUAUCCGACAAAUGAAUUGCCAAAAUCUGACUACAUUCGUCACUUGCGACUCGGAAUGUUUCAACAAUCCAGACACUUUCUACAUGACUUCCUGUAGUCUGGAAGCUUUUCUCAAUUCGACGGAGAAAAAUGUCUUAAAGUUAUGCCCUCAAAGAGAACGAAACUUAUCCACUGAUGAAAAAGAAACCAAAGUUGCCAUAUACGAUGUAUUGAAAUUAUCGAAUCUCAAGACAACAAAUUGUACCAAUCGGUGGCAUUUUGGAGUUUCCUUGUUUUGAUGUCGAUAGGAACUAUUGGGUUCAAUGUGGUUAAUUCUAUUAGUGAUGCAAUUUGCUUUGAUAUUAUAGGAGAUGAAUAUGACUAUGGCAAACAGCGUGUUUGGGGAACAAUUGGAUUUGGGACAACAGCUUUGAUUGCUGGGUAUGCUGUGGAUAUGUUUUCUGGACAGACCAUAUCAUACAUCCCGGCAAUUAUUAUCAUGCUAAUUUGUUCCACUUUUGAUUUAAUAGCAUGCGUUAAAUUAAAAUUACCCGUCAUGGAAGCUCCUGAAAACAUAUUUAAAGAAUUAAGGAAGCUUUUGAAAAACCGCUACGUUGCUACUUUCUUGUCGUUUGCUGUAUUAGUAGGUGUUCUAGAUGGCUUUAUUAUUUACUUUCUGUUUUGGUAUAUCGAAGAUUUGGCCGCAGCUACUAAUACCGGAUACAUAAAACUUUUGGAAGGGCUUAUUGUAGCUGCCGAAACGUUGGGUGGAGAAGUUAUAUUUUUCUCUGUAUCGGGAAAGAUAUUGGAAAGAGUAGGACACGUACAUUGUUUCAGUAUGUGUUUUCUGAAUUAUGCUUUAAGACUUGGACUGAUUUCCAUAGCACCAAACCCUUGGUGGAUUAUACCAAUCGAAUUCUUGAUGCAGGGUCCUACCUAUGCCCUGACAUAUACCACAGUGGUAGCUUAUGCUAAUGAAUUGGCUCCACCAGGGGCUUCAGCUACCAUGCAAGGGAUAGCCGCUGGAAUGGACGAUGGUGUCGGUUAUGCUUUAGGAAGUAUAUUGGGAGGAAUUCUUUACAAGUAUAUAGGUGGGAAAUAUUCUUUACACGUUUUUAGUGCAAUUGGUUUACUAUGUAGCAUAUCACAUCUUGUGAUACACAAGACUUUAUUGAAGGAACCUGUAGAAAGUGAUGAUUCCCAGUCUGCUCAAUACAAAUCACCUCAGGAUGCUGUGAAGAUGACUUUAAAUUAGCAUAAUACCUAAGAAAAUAAUAAAAAAUAAGUUCAAUCUCUUAUUGUUUCAAGAUCAAUAAUAACAAAAGAACUUUUUGAAGUUUUUGUUGUUAUAAAAAAGACUGAUUGUUUUAAUUAAAAUAGAUUAGGUUAA
This is a messenger RNA of Sitophilus oryzae (rice weevil), 2082 nucleotides long. Its product is annotated as major facilitator superfamily domain-containing protein 6. Bases 991 to 1947 code for a protein of 318 amino acids. NCBI's taxonomy places the organism in Eukaryota, Metazoa, Arthropoda, Insecta, Coleoptera, Curculionidae. Gene Ontology annotation, cellular component: membrane. The transcript is spliced from 8 exons. The record is from RefSeq and is a predicted model, not a curated record. Gene Ontology annotation, molecular function: transmembrane transporter activity.